Messenger RNA from Hordeum vulgare subsp. vulgare (domesticated barley), 732 nucleotides. RefSeq names its product oleosin 16 kDa-like. Gene Ontology annotation, biological process: lipid storage. The record is from RefSeq and is a predicted model, not a curated record. Gene Ontology annotation, cellular component: membrane; monolayer-surrounded lipid storage body. Bases 107 to 610 code for a protein of 167 amino acids. NCBI's taxonomy places the organism in Eukaryota, Viridiplantae, Streptophyta, Magnoliopsida, Poales, Poaceae. The transcript has a single exon.
AUCCAUCUCGCCGAGAAACCCACGGCGCAUUUGGUUAUCGCAUUUCUCAGGUAAGGCUCAGGUUUCGGAGUAGCGAAGCUUUUAAAGUGUGCAUCUGGCUACCGGCAUGGCUGGAGAGCAAGCGUUCCACCGGGGAGGCGUGUACGGAGGCGGCAGCGCCGUCGGGCCGGACUACAUGCGGGCCAUCCGCGGCGACGACGACUACUACGGCGGGCACGGCCAGGGCCACAACCAGCCGGCGGCCGUCACCCUCGCGAAGGGGGUGGCCGCGGCGGCGGCCGCCGGGUCGAUGCUGUUCCUGUCGGCCCUGACGCUGACGGGCACGGUGCUGGCGCUCAUCGUGGCGACGCCUCUGCUGGUGAUCUUCAGCCCCGUGCUGGUGCCCGCGGCCAUAGCGGUGACGAUGCUGACGGCUGGGUUCGUGUCGUCGGGGGCGUUCGGCGCGGCGGCGGUGGCGGUGCUGGCGUGGAUGUACAAGUACCUGUCGCACGGGUCGCCCUCGCCGAUGGGGGCUGACACGGUGGACCACGCGGGCGCGAAGCUGGACUCCAAGGCGCACGACGUGAAGAACUGGGCGCAGCAUCGCCUCGACCAGGCCCGAGCUCCGUAGGCAUGUUUUGGUCAUUUGCCCUCCUAUGUGGUUACCAGUGUGGAUCCACGCCUCUCUAUGUACGGACGUGCCUGCGGGCGGUGCUAGUACCACCGACGAAUAAUAAGUUGUUGCAUAUCUUA